UCUAGUACUGGUGAUUUGGUAGUAAAGUCAGUACUGGACAUUAAUGAAUAUCAGAAGAGAAGAAUACAAGAUGCUGUAGGGAAGUGGAUGGAGGAAGGGAGUGUUGAUCUAACUGUUACUCGUGUUAAUAUGCUUGGUGCUCCUGGAGCUGGUAAAACCUGUUCACAGCUCCUCCUACUAAAUGAAGACCCACCCACUAAUGACACCAGUACACCCAUCGCCUGCCCUGCCGUUAGAGCUAUAAGAGUUGCCGUUUGCGAUAAAACAAUUUGGAAUCGAGUUACUCGAGACAAAUUACUCGACCAAUUAGCAGCGGAUUUGGAAUCAGCUUCACUUGAAAACAAAACAAAAGAGCCUCCCCUGCCCGUAGUCUUCACUUUGCUAGAUAAUACUCAACCACCAACAGAAAUACGACCAGAUCCAUCUCCUACUCCACAGAAGAAGCCUGAUCAAGCAGUUUCAUCAAAGGCGAAAGUUAUCAAAGAAGACAAAGAGUAUCAUACCGAAGCAGUCGUCCAGGAAAUUUUAGCGAGUCAACCGAAAGGGAUUCGUAAAAGCGAUCAUUGGCUGUACAUUAUUGAUUCCGGUGGUCAGCCAGCAUACCAGGAGUUACUGCCUUUAUUCACUAGAGCAGCUUCUCUCAAUAUAAUAACACUGGAUCUAUCUAAGCCUUUCAAUGAGAGGUUUGAUCUGGAGUACAGGAUCGAUGGACAAUACUUCCCAUGCCACUCCAAGUCAACUCAGUUAGCAUUCUUCCAGUCUGCAGUUUCGACUGGAGCUAGUUUUAAGCCUCUUGAUAUUUCCUGCAUCUCCAAGAAACCGACACACUCCAUGCAUCUUGUAUUGGGAACACAUUAUGACAAGGUGAGCGAUGCUACUCUAAAAGAAAAGGAAGAGAUUCUAAAGUCUUCAAUGUCUUCAUUGGAAUCUUACUUGCAAAAUUGCGUUAUUCAUCAAUCUGAUGAUGAUUCCAUCAUAUUUCCUGUCAACACGAUUGCUGAAUCAGAAGAAAGAGCUAAAUACAGUGAAGAGAUUUGCAAG
Molecule: messenger RNA, 1041 nt
Organism: Amphimedon queenslandica
Lineage: Eukaryota; Metazoa; Porifera; Demospongiae; Haplosclerida; Niphatidae
Exons: 2
Source: RefSeq, a predicted model, not a curated record